Molecule: messenger RNA, 4318 nt
Organism: Biomphalaria glabrata
Lineage: Eukaryota; Metazoa; Mollusca; Gastropoda; Planorbidae
Product: serine/threonine-protein kinase PAK 5-like
Exons: 10
Coding region: 411-2354 (647 amino acids)
Biological process (GO): regulation of MAPK cascade; protein phosphorylation; intracellular signal transduction
Cellular component (GO): cytoplasm
Molecular function (GO): ATP binding; protein serine/threonine kinase activity
Source: RefSeq, a predicted model, not a curated record
AUGUUGAAUCGAAAGAAAAGGCCCAUAGCCUGUUGCUCUGUAAUUAACACUGGAUCUGAGUUAAAAAAACAAAAAAAAAAACGAUAUUAAUUUCGGAUAGCAUAAAGGUUGAUUUUUCGUACUCAUUUUUUCUGUAUCGGUUUAGAAUAUUAAGUAAAAUUUCGGACCUAGAUCUAUCAAUUGAGCAUUGAAACAACGAACUCUAGAUUCUAGUCUAGACUCUGAUGAACUCGGUGACUGUCACUCUGACUCAAGACAAGAGUCAACUCUAGAGUAGAUGUGUAAACUAAACAGUAAAACAAGUCCGGAAGUUAGAUCUAGACCCAAGUGAUGUUGGUACUUCAUGUUUCUGGUCUAUUGAUGAAGUGGCAAUAAAGUACAACAACUAAUUUGUUUCGACACUCAAGAAAAUGUUUGGAAAGAAGAAGAAGCCAAAGAUUCAGAUUUCCAAACCAUCCAACUUUGAACAUAGAGUACACACUGGAUUUGAUUGGGAGAAUGGAGUAUUUAUUGGGCUUCCUGCGCAGUGGGCAGGCAUCAUAGAAGACAAAGGGAGACGAAGACCUAUUGUAGAUCCCUCCACAAUUACCCAGACUGAUGUAGAGCCACUUAAGACUAUUAUUAGAGGACAACAGAAUGGUCACUCACAAAAUAUCAGUAUAGCUAGAUCAAACUCAUUGCGCAGAGAGAGUCCACCUCCAUAUAGGCCGCGCCCACCAGGCAAUGACUAUCCUGCCGUUCCUGAGGAUGACAUGUUACAGCAAAUACCCAGACAUGAGUACGGAGGACAUCAAGGCUACUCCCAGCCACACCCUCAACAGUCACCCCAUUACCAGCAUCAAGGAGGACCAAAUUACAGAGACCGGCCUGAUUAUAAUGGGGAGUACCCACGGGAGAUGCACAGAGAUAUGGGAAGAAACCAGUCUUUCCACCACCCCCAACAAGAGCAAGUAGACCCAAGAAUUAAGAGCAGCAUGUACCAUGACAGUGUGGACAACAGGCGAACUGAUUACAAUCAAGGCACUUUAGAUAAGCGAGGCAUGCAUCAUGAUGCAAACAAAAGGAGUAACAACGCCUCUGAUGGCCAUCCCAGGAGCGAUGGACCACCCCUGCGCCACAGCCACUAUGAUGAUCGCUCACCACAACAACAUAAUAGUAAUGAUCGGUAUCGCCAAUCCUCAAAUGGUGUUUUACCGUCAGGCUCACCUCGCCAUCAAAGUAUUCCACCUGCUCACCAAGAUCAUCCUAAUUAUGCUAGCAUUUCAAGAUCACCUGCAGCACUCCAGUAUGAAAGGCACACUGAUUCACCACACCAGACUUCCAUGGGAUACCAGCAAGGUGGGACCAGCCCCAUGUCCAGUCCUCCUCACUCUCCCAACAGGCCCCCGUAUUCACAGCAGUCAUCUCCAUCCCUGAAACUGCCCAACCGGAACCAGCAGCAGGCACCUGGACCAGAGCAGCAGCGUUUGUCUCAUGAUGAGUUUCGGCGGACACUUCAAUAUGUGGUCAACCCUGGUGAGCCUCGUCAAUUCUUGGAAAACUUUAUGAAAAUUGGUGAAGGCUCCACUGGCAUUGUCUGUACUGCCAUGGACAAGACUCGGGGUAAACUUGUGGCAGUUAAGAAGAUGGACAUGAGGAAACAGCAGCGUAGAGAACUUUUAUUCAAUGAGGUUGUUGUGAUGAGAGACUAUCACCACCCCAACAUUGUGGAGAUGUACAACAGUUACUUGGUUGGUGAUGAGUUGUGGGUUGUUAUGGAGUACAUGGAGGGAGGGGCACUGACAGACAUAGUCACUCACAGCAGAAUGGAUGAAGUUCAGAUUGCCACUGUAUGUAAGGCAUGUUUGAAGGCAUUAGCUUUCCUCCACUCCCAUGGCGUCAUUCACAGAGACAUCAAGUCAGACUCCAUUCUCUUAUCACAUGAUGGAAAGGUGAAGUUGUCUGAUUUUGGGUUCUGUGCACAAGUAACACCAGAUCUACAGAAAAGAAAGUCACUUGUUGGUACACCUUACUGGAUGGCUCCUGAGGUCAUCUCUAGGUUACCUUAUGGUCCAGAGGUUGAUAUUUGGUCUCUUGGAAUCAUGGUGAUUGAAAUGAUUGAUGGUGAGCCUCCAUUUUUCAAUGAACCACCUUUGCAGGCUAUGAGACGCAUCAGAGACAUGCCUCCACCUAAACUCAAAAACACUCAUCGAGUUUCUCCAAGACUGCAAGGUUUCUUAGAUCGUAUGCUAGUCCGUGACCAUGCACAACGGGCGACAGCUGCUGAGUUGAUGCAGCAUCAAUUUUUGAGAGAAGCUGGGGGACCAUCAUGCCUUAUUCCUUUAAUACGUUCUACUCGUCACAGUCCAUGUUAAGUGCUGUACAAUUCACAGUUUAAUAACUUGAGAGAACUCAGGCCAUAGCAGCCCUAAGUGUCAGUUUAUGUGUCAGCCACUCCUGUAUGCUAGAAAACAUGUCAUAGAAAGUCAAAUCCACCUACAAAAUGGCUGUCAUCCAAAAAUCAAAAUGUACUAUGCACCAGACAAGAUGUACAUCUUUUAUAAGGGCUGAUAUCUCUAAACUAUAUAAAUUAUAGCAUGUAUCAGACUUGUGCACAAUCUUCUUGAAGUCAAACCAAAUACUAACAUGGCUGAUAUAUUUAUCUAGAAGGCCAACUUUAUAUUUUGGUGGGACUUUGAUGGAUUCAUAAUUCACACACAUGGAGGGAUGUUUCUCUCAUCUAUUUUUUUUUUUUUUUCUACUACAACGAAUGUGACAAUGGUGAUAGGCUUCUCUUCAAGACACUGCAUCAAAACUAAAUGUAGAACCCAAUGUUGACUAGUUUCCUGCUUGAUGCUACUGUUUCUUGAAGUUUGUCCAACUUGGAUAUAAUGUAAAGCAGUGCUAAGUUUUAGUAACUAGUAGUGUACAGUUUUAUUUAUAUUUUUUUGGUUGUUGUGAGAGUCAGUUCAAAUUAGACUAGUUUUUAUCAGGUCUAUUCAGAAAUAUUCAAACAUAUAUAAUAUAUAUUUGUAUCUACGCUAAUAGAAUAUUAAUGUGAUGAUACUGUAAAUAUAUUUUAAUCAUGGUGAAGGUAUAAGGUCUAUUAAUACCAAAAGUCUUCUAAUAGCCUAGGUCUUCUGACUAUAACCUAGCUAAUGAAGAGUCCACAAAUCUUGUAGCCUGCUCAUAAUUUGAACUGCGCCCCUACUGCAUUGAACUCUCAUCUUUUCCAACCCAAUUAUAAACAUUUUUUCAAAUACUAGUUGUUGAUACCCCCCACCCCCCUUUUUCUCAAAUUGUUGUGUGCUCCCUGUUUUAUUGAAGUGUGACCCGACACUGACAAUCUUGACACUACUGCAUUUGAUUUGGUUGACUUUUGUCAUUUAAUUUACCUUUGUAUAAGGCUUGUUGUCUGAAGUUGUUCCAGUGAAAUGUUUGUUUUAUAAUUAAUUAUCAAGUUCAAUAGAAAUAAUAAAAAGAUGAUUAAAAAUUAUUUAUUUAUUUAAAGCCCUAAGUUCUCUUUGUAAUCAUUUAGAACAUUGUUUUAGAAAAUUGCAAUCACUUGCAAGGUUAUCUCACUUUUUUGCCUUGACCUUGGUCCGCCCAUAGAGUUUGUGAAGUAUAUUUGCAUUGUGAUGACAUCGUUCUGUCGACUGGUUAUCUGCACACGCACUGGUCAUUCUCUCUUGUUCUGGCAUUCCUGUUUUUAUAAACAUUUUUUUUUAUCCAAUUUAUUUCUGGAGAACAAAACUACAAAAUGUUGUGAAAAAGUUAUUUCAUUUAUAAAUAGAACUCGUCAUUCAUGUAUUUGUAUACAUACAUAUUGUUCACUCUAGAAGCCAUAUUGUAAUCUCUGCCUUAUGUUGUAUGUAUACAAUGUACCGGUUCAGUAUAUUUGUACAUGGAUGUAAAUAAUGGCUAAGCUACCUUCAGAAUAUUUACAUUGACUAUUAGACAUGGUUCCUGUUCUAUGAAUCAGUUGUCCCAGAUAUUUUGUUUGUGCUAUAUUUUUCUAUUUUUAUUAUUUUUGUUUUAAAUUGUGCAACUGAACAAUUGGUCUAUUAAUGAUAUAACAGAUGAACUGAGGAUAAUAGAGCUCAUUUCUAGGAUUUAGCAAAAUUAUGUGACUUACUGAUAUUUUAUGUUGAGCAUUUUUUAAAUUUUUUUUAAAUUUUAGAUUUGUUAGUAAUUGCUUUUUUUUUCCAAUUCUUUAGUUUGCAAAUUUCUACCAAUAAAUAUUGCCUGAAUUUUUCACAACUUACUUAAUAUCAGUUUGUACUGAUGUUAAAGAAACUCACUGAUAUUUGUUUGAUUAAAAAACAAAAAGACUCUGCUA